This is a messenger RNA of Cooperia oncophora, 539 nucleotides long. NCBI's taxonomy places the organism in Eukaryota, Metazoa, Nematoda, Chromadorea, Rhabditida, Trichostrongylidae. The record is from the annotation of a GenBank genome assembly.
AUGCGACACCUAUUUAUAUUAAUUCUCCUUAUACGUAUAUCCUUCGAAAAAGAGUCGCCAUGCAAUCCCUUCUAUGUUCGGUGGCCUCGAGUUCGGCUAAAUUUCAAGCCAGUCGCUAACGCACGGCUGUCACUUCGUGCAUGUGAGAAUGCAUGCUCGCUCGGUGAAGACCCACAAAUGCCAGGCCGAUUAUUGGAAUGUGCUGCUUUGAACCACCACCCGUCGCCUGAUGGUUAUGCCCAUCAUUGUGACGUCUUUCAACCACAUCAGCUUCAAAAUGUGGAUGGCUACGUGGAAGCAGACGAUCGCUACUCUUUCUACUGGAAGUAUUGCCUCAACACAACACGUAAAUGUGGAGGAGAGUACGCCUUUACCUAUCAUUCUGACCGCUAUAUGGACGCACGAGAUGUAACUCGAGUAGUUAAGAAAGGCAGUUUAGAAGAGUGCCUCGUCGAAUGCCUUGAUGAGAAAACUGUUCCGUGUCGCUCGAUUUCAUUCAAUCGGACAGAUGGUGGAUGUCACGUAUCAGCGGAUAGUCA